GUGAAAUAUGAGUUUUUCAAUUCCAUGUGUGUGCUCAAGAGGAUAUUUAUUUCAUCUGAUUUAAAAAUUUAAGGAUCAGCUAUGUUGGAAUUUCCUUCUGUGUGGGUUGACAACAGCCCUGAUUCUCUGUUUGAUAUUACUAUCAGGUACUGUAUUAAAAAUCCUAUCACUUUCUGUCGGUAUUUACCAUGGCCUGCAGAGUACCAGCUGCAUGAAGGUUUAUCUUUACCAGAAGAGAUAUGUGAACGGAUGCUACUGUUAAGUAAAACUGAAUUAAAUGAGGAAAGUUUUAAAAAAUUUAUUAGAAUAUUUAAAGAUAAUAAUAGGACUAGAAUACGUCGGGUUGACCUCAGUGAUUCGGGCAUCGAAGAUAUCAGCAUGGAAAUUGUUGGUGAACAUCCAGUUUCUGAACUGAAUAUUUCUGACUGUCAUAGACUGUCAAGAUUAUCUUUGAAUUAUAUAGCUAAACUGAAAGAUAGUUUAAUCUCUUUGAAUAUAGGUUCUAGCAUUCAGAUACUAAAUGAUGAAGACUUAUCUCAGAUUCCAGGAGAUGAAGAUGAUCAUUUAAUACAUCGUUACAUGGGAGGAUUAUUCCAUCAGCAGGUGGGAGAAGCUAUAUUAACAGGAGGUGAUCAUCAUGAUUUUCCACCAUUUUUAGAAUUGCCUCGGCUGCGCAAACUCGCAAUUCACGGUCUGGCUGAUGCCAGAGGAAAUUUCUGUUUUAAGCAACUGUUGAACAGUACUGAGAAUUUGACUCAUGUUGAUCUUACAGGCUGUAGUGUCAGUAAUUUAGAUUACCUGUUCUGUCAGAAAUACCUUGUUUCUCUAGUGCUUUGUGAUGUUGUCGAUGUGGUGGAUUGCAUACGUGGAAUUUGUGAGAUUAAAUCUCUUAGACAUUUAGAUCUGUCUCAUUCCGGUGAUCACCCAUUGUAUUAUGAAAGUCCUAAUGCAACUCUGAAGUGCAUAGUUGAUAGUCUUGAAAACCUGGUGUCUCUUGAUAUAUCUGGCACAAACCUUGCGGGUGGCAGAACUCAGUUAAGGGAUGACAGAAGUGUUAGAGAUGACAGUGAACAACCUAUGGAGGUGCCUGUAACAGAUAUACCAGGCUUGGCCAGCCGAGUGAGAAGGCCACUUGAAUUUCUAGGACUCUUGAACACUGCGCAUGAUGCAUGUUAUCGCCAUCAUAUACCUGCAAAAAGGAUAGCUGGUGAUGCAACAGAAGAACAGAUUUUAACUGCAGGCCAGAUGUAUUGUGCACGGGAAUAUAUGAUCCAGAAAGUAUUAAAUGAUCUGUUUCACAUUUUCCGGUUUUCUACAUGUAACAAUACUAGACUGGCAUUGGAUGUUAUAAUGGAAGCUAUGCGAAUUCAUCUAAAAGUGAAACAUAUUCAAGUAUCUGGAAGUGCUUCAUUAUUUUAUGUUGUGAAAAAUGAAGGUAAAGAUUUUUUCAACAUAAAAAUGCGAAGGAAAAUCAUAAAAGUUUUAUUAGAUGCUAUGUUCUGCCAUUAUUCUGAUGUUACUAUGUUGAGAAAUGGAUGUCUGACUUUAAUUCAUUUUAAAAUUCCUGAAGAUGUGUUUUUUGACUAUGAACGGCUGGUCAGCUUGUUAUUAUUAAUUGUGGCUCAAGAAGAUCCGGAUGACUUUGUGCAGCGGAUUGGUGUUUACUUAUUAAAUAGUCUUGCUUGUCAAGUAGAUGGAGUUCAAAAGCAAUUAGUUGGGGAUCGAGGAGCUAUAACAAUCAUGUUGCAGCUUAUUGAAAAGCGCUUGGCCCGGAAUUUAUGUGAUGAAGUGAUGGAAACUGCAUGGAGUACAAUGUGGAAUGUUACUGAUGAAACUCCUAUUAAUUGUGCCCGAUUCUUGGAAGGAAAAGGAAUGGAUCUCUUCUUGGGCUGCUUGAAUGCUUUCCCUGAUAAACCAGAAUUAUUGAGAAAUAUGAUGGGAUUGUUGGGGAAUGUUGCAGAAGUAAAACAGCUGAGACCUCGUUUAAUGAAAGAUGAAUAUUUAGCUGUAUUUAGUGAACUACUGUACAGCAAAAGUGAUGGGAUUGAAGUUAGCUAUAAUGCAGCUGGUAUAUUAUCUCAUAUCGCAUCAGAUGGACCAGAAUUAUGGGUAGAACAUAACAUCUCUUCAGUAAAACGACAGGAUGUUUUGAGACGAAUGGUUGAGGCUAUUGAACAAUGGAAUUUGAAUACAAAACGUAACAUUAAUUACAGGUCGUUCGAGCCCAUUUUAAGGUUACUAUCUGUUGAUCAUACACCUGAAGCACAGCAUUGGGCUGUUUGGGCUCUAGCUAACCUUACAAGAGUUUAUCCUGACAAGUACUGCUCUCUUCUGAAAGAAGAAUGUGGUAUUGACAUGCUUUUUAAACUGAUGCAGAAACCAGGCUAUCCAAGAAUCCUAGAACUAGCUGAAGCUAUAAUUAAGCAGUGUCAAAAGUAUGAAAAUAGUAGAGUGCAGGAUAUUGAGGAAGAUUCAGAUAUGCUUGAUACAUCAUAGUCAAUGGUUUGAAGCUUAUACAUGUGUAAAUAUCACUGCUAACUGUUAUGAAAAGAAAUAUAUGCCAUUUUAUGCAGAAGAGAAACUUUCUGUUAAACUGUGUUUUAUUUACCUAGUAAAAAUUCAUACUAUAAAGAAAUCCAUCUCUGGGUGGUGAAAUCAACUCUAAGUCAAGAAGCAUUUGUGAAAGUUGUGGAAAUGGUGUAGCUAGACUGUUUUCAAUAUUAAGUGUGAAAUCUGUGUAUGUGGUUUCACUGAAGGUGUGUUAUUUUACUUAAAAAGAGCAAAUAUUGCUGUUUUUAUGUUUAAUGUAAAAUAUGUGUGAAGGCAGAUGUAAUAUAUAAAAUGUGAUAACGCUGAGCCAAAAAGAUAAAAGCUUAAUAGAUUAAAUAAAUACAUAUAUGUCAAAGUUUUUAUGAAAUAAAAAGUAUUUGGAUAAAAGUGAAGUUAAUCUGCAUCUUUAUGGUAUUAAAAAAGUUUAAGGACUAAAUCUUAAGGCAUUAGCCAUUUUAAUGUAUUGAACACUCUUUUUUUUCUUUCUUUUUGGAUUAGUGUUUAUUAUCAUUAAUAUUACUGUUAUACAUGAUGUAUUUGCUACAGUCAUUUAGAAUGGGUGAAAUGUAACUUUAUUAGAUUUCCAUUUUGUGUGCCAAAAUCUUGUGAAAUAUAUUCAAAUUGCUGAAACUUUUAAACCUUCAUUGGAAAUAUAAAAAUUUGAAGGUUUUGACUUCGAAAUGAUUUUAUUUUAGUUCUGUAACUGAAAUUAAAUGUAUGAAAAUAGUAAAUUAAUAUUGUAUGAAUAAACUACAAUUAAUUCUACACUAAGUUUAAUUGUCCUCACCUGUCUGUUGAAAAGCCAUAUACUACAGAAUCUUUUGACACUCAUAUUCAUUUUCAUGGCAUAUAUUGAGAAAUAUUUUGGGAUGAAUAAUAUGGCAUAGAAUUCAAAAAAAUUUUGUUUCAUAUAACUUUGUGAAGCAAAAUUGUUCGUUUAUAAGUUAUAUUCAUUGAAAUACCCAUUUGGUAUUUAGAUAUAAACAGAAGCCAUUUUAAAGUAUGAUUGAUAAUUUCAAAAAUAAGUGAAGUUUUAAACAUGGAAGCUUGUAUGAAAAUAUGCAUAAUAUUGUUUUAAGUUUUGGAAAUAGCUGAAAGUAGACAUAUUUUGUUAUUUUCAGGUUUUUAAUGAUAUCCUUUUUAUAAACGAAGAGCCAUAUGAAUGGUUCAUAUUCAAUUCAAUUUGUUGUUUGUGUGUCUUUUAACGAGUUCAGAUGCAUAUUGUAUAUAUCUUAUUGAUUUGAUUAUAAAUAUACACAUACAUAAAGAAAAUUGCAUUUGUUUCAAAAGGGGGUCAAGAAAUUUCAUGUAACUGCCAAUUUAAUCUCAUGGAAUGAUACAUAAUUUGUCUGAGUGUGUUAAAUUCUAUUUCCACUCUAAAAAAAUAUCAUGAACAUUUAUAUUAUUCUUUUAUAUGUAUAUAUGGAGAAUUUCAUUUGUCUAUAUGACAGUUCUUUGUUAAAUCAAUUCUACAUGAAUGUGUAUUUUUUUAAAAUGAUGAAAUUGUUAAGUGAGACAUAUGUAAUGGUAGUCAAUAGUAGUGAAGAUUUCAUCCUGUUUAAAUUAAAAAAAAACUAAAUGUAUACAAUCUUUGAGCCUUCCCAUUGUAAAUUCAGAUACUGAUGAUUAACAUCAGUAAGGAAUAUGGAAUUGAACUCUUUCCUAAGUCAUUAAAAAUGUAUUGUGUGUAAAAUUUAAAUGAGCUUAGUUGUUAUUAUGGGUCGUUUUUAGUGUGAUAUCGAAAUGAAAAGACAUGUAGUGUAAUUUCAAACUAAAGUCCUGGACUUCUUUCUGAAACUGUCAUUCAGCAUCUGAGUUAUAAAUAUUUAUAAUCAGGUCAAUAAAUUAUACUUUAUAUGUUUAAAUAUCAUACAAAGAAUAAACAUUAAGUUUACUUUGUGGAAUGUGUGAUUUUAGAAAUAACCUUUAGACUUUGAUCAUACGGUAUUUUAUGUGAACUUGAAUAUUUUAAUGAUUAUAACAACUUUUGAAAAUAUCAUAGGUGAGUGCAAUAGCAAUAUGACAAAAAAAAUUAAAGAAAAAUGUAAAUUCAGGUUUUCUGAAUAAAUGUGGAUAGUUAUUUUUGCUGUUUUGUGAAGUUUGGCAUAUAUGGAAUGUCUGCCAGCUAUUAGUCUUUCUAAUAUUGUCUUUAGAAUAACAUAAUAUUCUCUACAUAUGUGAGCAAUGUAAUAAUGCAUAGCAUUUUGUACUUAUUGCACUUUUCAGUGGAUUCUGAAAAUUAUCAAAAAUUUAUGUAUUUAUGAAAAAUAAAAUAAUGAUGUAAAAUAUUUUCUUCAGUAUUCAUAUUGAAAUCAGACAUAAUGACAGUUUAUUUUAAUUAUCUCCAAAUUAAUGUUUAUAAAGUAUGGAUUUUAUAUGCCUGCUAAAAUGUGAAAGAAGAAUAUUAGUUAUGAGAAUUGGAAUAAUAAUGAAAGUAAAACUUGCAGUAGUUUUUAAGCUAUAUUAUUAUUGUGUUAAAGUGCAAAUACAAAAUAAUUUGGAACAGUAACCAAAAGUGAGAGAUUUUUAUGAACAUCUAAAUUGUCUCAAAAAAACCUGAUGAUUUUUGAAUAAUUUGACAACAGAGGACUAGUAAGUACAAUAAUUUGUGCUAUGGAUUACCACAGAUUUUCCCCCUGAAUAACAUGAAUACUAUCUACCUUCAUAUAGAAAAUCCCUUCCUAUUAGGAAAUAGCUGCAUAUAUUUUGCAAUAAUUAAUUACCAAUUCAAUAUGAAAUAGAAAUUUCUAGAAUCUUCUUUAGUUCAUCAAGAUGGUGAUUGCAUAAAAUGUGCAUGUUGAUUUGAAGAAUGCAUAUUUUCCUAAGCUUGCUUUGUGGACGCAAAUUGUAUUCCUGUACAUAUUCUUUGACCAUCUAUACAAUAAAAAAUUUUCUUUAGGUGUCAUUUAUCAAACAUCAUUUUAUUAACACUUGAAGACGUUAUUGUUUUCAUUAAGCAGUUUUUGUAUUUUGACAGAAUAAAAGUUGUUGCCAUUUACAGGAGAUAUUAUCGCCAGCUCUGUAUAUAAGUAAUCCAGUAAGGGGAGGGGAGAAAGCUAUGUUUGAAUAGUUCCUUUUAUUAAGUAAAUGCUAAACCAACUCAAUUUAAAUAAAAUAAUUUUGUGUUCUGUAUCUUGCAUUUAUAAGGAUUAAUUCUUAACCUAUUAAUUAGUACUUAGUUUAAAAUUGUUGUUCAGAUGUGUAUGGGAUGAAUAUUAAACUGAAAUUAGUGUCUUUUAAAAUUAUGACUUUUAAUGAAAAAUUCAUCAAAGUGGCACUUUAUUUAGAAAAUAUUAAGCUAUGAUUUAUAAUUGUGACCUAACAUCCAGGAGGAGCAUCAAAUGUUCAAAAAUAAAAAAUAAAUUAGAUUUUUCUUCUCGGU
Stegodyphus dumicola is the source of this 5932-nucleotide messenger RNA. RefSeq names its product protein zer-1 homolog. Gene Ontology annotation, cellular component: Cul2-RING ubiquitin ligase complex. The record is from RefSeq and is a predicted model, not a curated record. Lineage: Eukaryota; Metazoa; Arthropoda; Arachnida; Araneae; Eresidae.